Nylanderia fulva is the source of this 1293-nucleotide messenger RNA. RefSeq names its product histone H3.3A. Lineage: Eukaryota; Metazoa; Arthropoda; Insecta; Hymenoptera; Formicidae. Gene Ontology annotation, cellular component: nucleosome. Gene Ontology annotation, molecular function: structural constituent of chromatin; protein heterodimerization activity; DNA binding. The record is from RefSeq and is a predicted model, not a curated record.
UCGCUGAUCGAUAGUCGCGACGCUAUACAGUACAGCAUAUCGGAGAAUAGUCCUGCGCUACGUCACACGUUAUUAUCGCGCGAUAGCCGCCUUUCUCCGCGUAAACAGUAGCGUCGCGUCAUCGCUUUUCGACACACGUCGCGUAUCGAACAAUCGAAUGAGAUCGCGAGAUUAUCGGAUCAAGGCGAUAUAAAAGCGAAUAAUUGCGAGAGCUAUUAAACCAUGGCGCGUACCAAGCAGACGGCCCGUAAAUCAACGGGAGGAAAAGCUCCCCGUAAGCAGCUCGCUACUAAGGCAGCCAGGAAGAGCGCCCCGUCCACCGGAGGUGUGAAGAAGCCGCAUCGUUAUAGACCUGGUACUGUCGCUCUUCGAGAAAUCAGAAGAUAUCAAAAGUCGACGGAGUUGCUUAUCAGAAAAUUGCCGUUUCAACGACUGGUUCGUGAAAUCGCGCAAGACUUCAAGACCGAUCUACGUUUUCAGAGCGCCGCUAUAGGCGCCUUGCAGGAAGCUUCCGAGGCAUAUCUUGUGGGUCUUUUCGAAGACACCAAUCUUUGCGCGAUUCACGCGAAACGCGUCACAAUUAUGCCUAAGGACAUCCAACUGGCUCGGCGAAUUCGCGGCGAGCGUGCUUAAGUGACGCUGUGUAACACAUACAUACCGUUUACUGCGAUUAUUAUUAUUAUUAAUAUUAAUAUUAUUAUAUUAUUAAUUACAUACACAUUACUGUUUGCAGUCGCGUCAUGGAUGAAGCACUUUCAUUCCAAAACUUUGCGUACAUAUUUUAUCCAUAUAGAGACACUAGGCGCUAUCUAGCGCGCGUUAUUGUUUGAUUAAUUUUCUAUUCUCUGAUGAAUAAAACAAUUUACAAGUUAUGAGACAAAAGUUUUCUUUAUUUUUUUUUAUUUCUCAGAAGUCUGUUAAGUCUUCGAUAGCUUUUCAGUUCAGUUAUAUCACAUGUUUAUGAAGUUUAAUUUGAAAUAGUUUCUCGUGCUAAAAAAGUUAAUAUAAUGAAACACAAACAAAAUAAUUUUGAAGCCACGUUUGGAGAUGGCGAUUCUUUUUCACUAUUUAUCUUCUUAUCAUACUAAUAUACAUAACAAUGUCAUUAUCAUUAUUAGUACUUGCAAAAAGUGUGCACUAGAAUAAGAUACUCUCACAGUAAAGCUGAGAUGUAGUGCUUAACAUAUUAGAUCUCUGUACUCGAGUUACAUACGUCAUUUUAAUCACCUAAGCGUUGUGUAAAAAUUUGUGUAAAAAUAAACGCAUUUCGUAUAAAUAAAUCUUCUAAAUUCA